Molecule: messenger RNA, 3477 nt
Organism: Carcharodon carcharias (great white shark)
Lineage: Eukaryota; Metazoa; Chordata; Chondrichthyes; Lamniformes; Lamnidae
Product: homeobox-containing protein 1-like
Exons: 10
Coding region: 422-1651 (409 amino acids)
Biological process (GO): positive regulation of DNA-templated transcription
Cellular component (GO): nucleus
Molecular function (GO): double-stranded telomeric DNA binding
Source: RefSeq, a predicted model, not a curated record
CUGUGAGGGAGGGCGGAGGGAGAGCUGGGCCGCCCCUCUCUCUCUCUCUCUCUGUGGGAGUUGAUGUUGUUAAUCAUGGCGGGUGUGAGGCAGACAAAGGCGCUGAGACUCACUUCAGAAGUGCAGGUUUAAGAAAGUUUCCUCAUGUGUUUCACUUUUAAUUAAAAAUAUAAAUGAAAGAAUUACCUCCUUCUGGGGAAAAAUCACCCUGGUUAUGUUUAAAUGGAUGAGGCUAUUUCUAAUAAUCACAGAGGAAGCUGAGAAGGUGGAUCAGGAUAUUGGCCCAGGGGAAUUGGUGUCAAAGUUUUAAGCUGAUGCCAAGAACACAAGCUGGAGUUAAUUCUUCAGAAGAGCAAAGGAAGCUGCAAGAGGAUAUUGAUAAGAUGGAGGAAUAGGCUACAAAAAAAAGUGCAGUAACAUAAUGUCACACUACACAGACGAGCCUAGGUUUACAAUCGAACAGAUUGACUUGUUGCAGCGUCUUCGAAGGAGUGGAAUGACAAAGCGUGACAUAAUAAAUGCGCUGGAGACCCUGGACCGGCUUGACCAGGAGCACACUGAGAAAUUCGGCAAAAGGCAUAGCUACAAUAACAGUUCCUAUGGCAACAGCAACAACGUCCCCGCAUCGUCCUCAACAGUCACGGCCGCGACGCAGACCCAAUACAGUGGCGCAUCGCCGUCUCCGAGUAACAGCUACGACACUUCUCCACCGCCGUGCAGCACUAACCUGAACGGACGGGAGAGCGUUAACAGUGAGAAACUGCCGGUGGCAAACGGCAGGCUGUCACCCAACCGUUUCCACAGUAACAGUAGCCAGAGGAUGGGGAGUUCCCACACAUUGGAAGAGGAGACAGACCUAGAAGAAAAGGUUGAGGAGCUCAUGAGGAGGGACAGCACUGCUGUUAAAGAAGAGAUAAAGAGCUUUCUUUCUAAUCGGAUGAUUUCCCAGACUAUUGUGGGCCAGGUCACAGGAAUGAGUCGAAGCUUCAUUUCUCAGUGGCUAUUGCAGCAGGGACUAGAUAUGAGUGAACCCAAGAAGCGGACGUUAUACAGAUGGUAUCUCCUGGAGAAGAUUAAUCCAGGAGCUACCUUAAACAUGAGGCCAGCCUCAUCCACCACGGAGGAACCAGAGUGGAAACAAUCGACGCCACCCAUUGGCGCCACAUCGGGCAACUUCCGUCUUCGAAGGGGCAGCCGAUUCACCUGGCGGAAGGAGUGCCUGACUGUCAUGGAAAGUUACUUCAAUGACAACCAAUACCCAGAUGAAGCCAAGAGAGAGGAGAUUUCAAAUGCUUGCAAUGCAGUCAUACAAAAGCCAGGUAGGAAGCUGACCGAGUCUGAACGAGUGACCCCUCUGAAAGUGUACAACUGGUUUGCCAAUCGCAGAAAGGAGAUCAAGAGGAGAGCGAACAUUGAAGCAGCAAUCCUAGAAACCCAUGGUAUCGAUGUGCAAAGCCCAGGUGGACAUUCCAAUAGUGACGAUAUUGAUGGGAGUGAUUUCCUGGAGCAGGAUGACAACACGAGUCACAGUGAUCCCCAGCAAGAUCCUAUCUCUUUAGCUGUCGAAAUGGCUGCAGUCAAUCACACCAUCCUAGCAUUGGCCAGACAAGGGGGUAGCGAAAUAAAGAGAGAGGUGAUUGAAGAUGACUGAAGCCACUGUUGGGAAGGACUGAGAUUUGGUCCAUCAUUGGCCUACCCUAUCCUUAAUGUAAUCUCAAUAUAUCUGUGCGUGAUCUUGUUUUGAACUAGUUAAUAGGGUUCUCUUCAUCCAGAUUUCAGUAAACUAUCCUGUGAGGUGACCCAGGCAAAAGUCGUGCCUCUCACCCUGAAGCCCUCCAAUAUCCUGGUCAAAGGUGUGCCUCUGCCCUUAACGUCUGACUGCAAACAUUCCUGGGUACUAUCCCAAGCAUGAAGUGUUCCUGAGCCCAGCAUUCCAGACAAAAUGUACCAGCGAGCCUGUAACUUCAACAUGUUUCUCAAAUCUUUGGUUUUGUAGCUUUUAAGGGUCCUUCUCCUACCACCCUUCUCCAUUGUUAUAGCUAAAGUUACAUCUCAAAGCACCCCUGCACCCAGAACUCUGCAAUGGACACUCUGGAUUGACUGAUUCCACCUGCCCUUAGCUUCAACCUUUUAAUAUUAAAUAUUCUUGGUUGAAAGUGAACGUUCCUUGGCUAAAUCUCCCUGGAUUUGCUGAUUAUCUGACCUGGGUCCUCGUUAUCAGCGAUGGGUUUGGGAAUUGAAAAUGCGGGUUGGUUCAGACAGAAUAUUUCCCUUGCUGCUGGAUCGUCGCUAACAAAGACUAGGACUAGAUCGCAUCACGUUGCUGGUUGUAACCAGUGGCAACCUCCUUAUGCUAACUGACCAUCAAAAAUUACAGUAGGUUGGGACAUCAGUGCCCCUUAAUACCAUUGUGUAUUCAGUUGGGACAGGCAAUUGCUUAGAUAACAGGCCUUGCAUAAAUUGGGAAUGGUUGUAACAAAACUGACCACUUGUACUUAACAAGGCAGCUUUAAUGUAAUUGAAUAAGCGAAGAUCAAGCUUGAACCUGGCGAAAUAUCUGAUUUUUAUUAGAUUUGCACUUACAAGAGUUUGUUUCCAUGUCCAGCCCAGGAGAUCGUCCUUUUUCAGAAAAUGUACCCACUACAACCAGCAGACCUGAUUCACUUCCUCAAAGUUCUAAAAGACUAUUCUUAAUCCAACUCUUCCACUGCAGCCUCCACUAUCCUAGUAUGCUCACUGCCGGUGUAUCGUUAACGAGCCAAUUUGCAUUUAGCGAGGAUCCAUAUUUAUCUCGAGUUCCUGCAUAGGCCAAAAGCUGCUUUUUUUUUUUUUGUGCAUGGUAUUUCCCUUGUGCAGUGCCCAGUGAAACAGUGGGUAUUCCACAUGCAGAACCUUCUGGUUGCAUGAAAACAGAGCGCAAAGUAGAAGUUAAUGUUUCAGGUCAAUGACCUUUCAUCAGAACAGGAAAAAAAGUCAAGAAUGUAAAAGGUUUCAAAACAAGUGCAGGGAAGAGGAGGGAAGAAUACAAUGUAGGACCUCCUUGGGUGCUUGCAGAAGAAUCUUACCAGACAGGAGUUUGAGCCUCAUAAUAGCUUUGCCACAGACACAAUUUAUGGUGGAUUAACUAAUAACAACCUGGGUGCCAGUAGGAAUGCUGGAAAUAGCCUUCCUGGACUAGGAUGAAAAAUUAAGCAGGAUUCCGACUCCCGGACACACAUGUGGUAGGUUGAGGACAUUGUGCUGAAGCUUAAUGCCUGAGCUCCAAUAUUGAAAGAUCAGGGUGAAGUACUGAAGGCAAGUGGAACCUUAUCCAGCAUAGCUCUCCGACUGCAGGAGAAGAAUUGACAGAGGGAAGAAAUAAAGCUUGAGAAGUCAAGAUGCUACUAACCAGUGUUAAAAGAUGGAUGGCAUUUUAGAUGAAUUUUGUUCCUGGAACUUGAUCUCAAACCAGAAAAUUUACUGUCAGUAAGAACUACA